Racocetra persica is the source of this 724-nucleotide messenger RNA. Lineage: Eukaryota; Fungi; Glomeromycota; Glomeromycetes; Diversisporales; Gigasporaceae. The record is from the annotation of a GenBank genome assembly.
GUGGGCCUCAUAUUCCGAUGUUCAUGAAACAAGGCGAAGGGUCUACUUAAUUUCCCUUGUAAUAUACGUCAUUGCUGGAAUAAUAUGUGCUGUAUCGAAUAAUAUUUGGUUAUUGUUAGUUAUGCGCUUUUUUCAGGCUUGUGGUGGUUCUUCCGCCUUGAGUAUUGGUGCUGGAACUAUAAGUGAUAUAUUUAUAAAUACUGGUCCUGUUAUCGGUCCAACCAUGGGCGGUUAUAUAGCUCAAUACCUUGGUUGGAGAUUUAUUUUUUGGUUUCUGUCAUUAUAUGGUGGUGUCAUUUUAGUUCUUAUCUACUUUGUUCUUCCCGAAACCUUUCACCACGUUCCGGUGUCACUCUCCAUGGAUCCAUCUCUUAAAAAGCAUUUUAAUCCUUUUUCUCCACUUUUUUUACUUCGCUACCCAAACUUAUCUUUGACUCUAUGUUACAUAAGUACCGUUUUUUCUGUGAUAUAUAUCCAGAAUACCCUUAUUCCAAGAACUUUUUCUUCAAAAUUUAAUCUUUCCAUUUCCAACAUCGGUCUUGUGUUUCUUUCUCUUGGAUUUGGUUACACAUUGGGAAAUAUGGUCUCUGGAUAUUAUUCGGAUUUCUUAUUGUUGAAAAUUAGUGCGAAAUAUGGUGAUGUUUAUCCGGAAAUGAGAAUAAACUGUGUUUGGCUUGGUUCCGUGUUAGUUCCAGUUUCUCUUUUAGCCUACGGAUGGUCGAUU